This is a messenger RNA of Naumovozyma dairenensis CBS 421, 1158 nucleotides long. It is a transcript of the gene PTC7, whose product is annotated as type 2C protein phosphatase PTC7. NCBI's taxonomy places the organism in Eukaryota, Fungi, Ascomycota, Saccharomycetes, Saccharomycetales, Saccharomycetaceae. The record is from RefSeq and is a predicted model, not a curated record. The coding region runs from base 1 to 1158 and encodes 385 amino acids. The transcript has a single exon.
AUGUUUGUUUCCUCUGGUCUAAGAUCCCUAAGAGGUGCCUCGGUAUUUUCUUCCAGUAUGUUCACGCGGUUUGCCAUAGCAUUGCUUCUUUUAUCGUUACUUGCUCAUUGGUUACUAAUACAAUUCCCAGAAUCUCCAUUCCAUUCAACUUCUACAUGGAAGCCAUUAUUCCCACAAUUAGCUAGAAGGAAAUCUUUCUUUUCUACAUCUUCGUCGUCCUAUUACUCGCAUAAUAACUACUCAAAUUCGACAAAUGCAAAUGGAUCAGAAGUCUCAUCAUCUCCACUCAAUUAUAAAACGUUCGUUGCAUAUCAACCAAAGGAUAGAGAUGAUCAAAUAUAUAAGAAUUUAAAAGAUUCUUUAAUGUCUCCUACGGGAGAAGAUAAUUUCUUCAUCGCUUCCAUUGAUUCUAACGACGUUUACGCCGGUGUAGCAGAUGGUGUAGGCGGUUGGGCAGAAAGAAACUAUGAUUCAAGCGCUAUCUCAAGAGAGCUUUGUAGAGCAAUGGACCAAUUAGCCACUGCGACUUUAGUAUCAUCUAAGAAUCAAAAAUACUCGGAUGUGAUUUCUCCUAAGGAUCUUAUGGAUGUUGCGUUUGAAAAAAUUCAAAAUGAUAAGAUUGUUGAAGUCGGUGGAACAACUUCUAUCGUGGCCCAUUUCCAAAAAAAUGGUACUUUAAAUGUAGCAAAUUUAGGUGAUUCAUGGUGUGGUGUGUUUAGAAAUUAUAAAUUAGUCUUUCAAACAAAGUUCCAAACUGUUGGAUUCAAUGCACCAUACCAAUUAUCAAUUAUUCCCAAACAUUUGCUUGAAGAAGCUCGUUUGAAGGGUACAUCGUACAUUAGAAAUACACCGGCUGAUGUAGAUGAGUAUUCUUUCCAAUUGUCCCAGAAUGAUAUUGUUAUUUUAGCUACUGAUGGUGUUACGGAUAAUAUCUCCACAGAUGAUAUAAGUUUAUUCUUAAAGGAUAACUCAGAGAAACUAUCAACUAGUAAAGAACUAAAUGCAAUGACGAAAGAUUUUGUUUCAAAAGUUGUCAACUUAAGUAAAGAUCCAGAUUAUCCAAGUGUAUUCUCUCAAGAAUAUUCAAGAUUAACUGGAAGGCUAUAUAAAGGUGGGAAGGAAGAUGAUAUUACAGUAGUUCUAGUCAAAGUGGAAUGA